UUUCAAUGAUUGAUUUUCAGCUGUUUAGAUGAAUAUAUAAAGUGUCUGUAAUGCAUUUGAUGUCACCCUUAAAAUGUGUGUAUAUAAUUUCAUCUUAUCAACAAUAUUGUAUUACUUAACAUUUGAAAAAUGAAAAUAUCAACGGAUUUUAUGGAUAAAAUGUUGAUAAACUACUUCUCUCUCAUAUACUUUAUAUAUUUGUCUUUACUACUAAUAGAAACACAAAGUAUUAAUGAUAAUAAUUUAUGGCAAGUUAUAACUUCGUAUCCAAAUGCAACUAAAUUUGCAGAUUUUAUUCAAGAAAUGGGACUUCAGAAUUUGUUCGAGAAACCUGGUUGUUUUGGUGAUGAUGAAUGUUUGACAAUAAUUUUACCUACAAACGAUGCAAUUGAUCAUAUGGCUAAUGAUUUAGCAUGGUAUAGUUUAGGCGAUUAUCAAAAACAUUCAUUUAUACAUGGUCAUAUAAUUCAGAGAGGGGUUACUACUGGUCAGUCAUCUGUACGUGUAACAACAAGAGAAUGGACAAAAUUAGGUCAACAAAUGAACUUCAUCGAUAUUGGAUUCGGUACAGGUGUUGAAUAUACAACAUUACUUGCUAAUCAACAAUUCGGGUUUUCAACUAUAGCAGAUUCUACAUCUUUAUAUUUUGUAAAUAAUGCAAAAAUUGUGACACCAGAUGUUAUGGCUUCAAACGGAAUAAUACAAAUAGUAAAUCAAGUAUUAUACACACCGUAUAUUUCAUCACCAUUUAUGGAAUUUUUACAAAAACAAGGAAAUUUAGGUAUAUCAAAAGAAUUAUGGUACUUAUUAUUGCAAGAACCUAAAUAUGCACCAUAUCCAGCGCAACAUAUCUAUUCAACUAUAUUUGUUGUUAAUGAUUCUGGUUGGAGCUCAUUACCAAUUAUUCAACUGAACAGAUUAAGAAAAAAUAUCACUUUACUAGCUUCUGUUUUAUCUUAUCAUUAUUGUCCAAAUCAACUCAUUUAUCGCGAAUGGAUUUCAGUGAAACCUAAUAUGAAUAUUUAUACUGGUUUUCCCAAUAGACCACAAUCUGCAACUAGUAUUCAACUAAGUGAAUUAAACCCAGCCCAACUAUACAAAAGUAGUGGUGAUUCAAUUAUAAUAUCGAGUGGAAAUACUGAAGCAAAAUUGGAAGAUAAAAGUUUCAUCAUACAAAAAGCAAUCGUUCAUAUCAUUCAAAAGCCAUUAGCAUUUAUAUUUGAAACACGAGAAGAAAUUCUGAAUAGAAUUAAUUCAAAUCUGUUAUCUUCAUGUCAGUCAGAUACAAUUUGUAAAAACAUCUUAACAUCAUCUACAGAUAUAACGAUUUUUUCACCGAAUGCACAAGCCAUGCAAAAUUUUAAUAAAUUAUCUACAAGUGAAAAGGUAAAUUUAU
Molecule: messenger RNA, 1396 nt
Organism: Schistosoma curassoni
Lineage: Eukaryota; Metazoa; Platyhelminthes; Trematoda; Strigeidida; Schistosomatidae
Source: the annotation of a GenBank genome assembly